Fraxinus pennsylvanica is the source of this 1431-nucleotide messenger RNA. Lineage: Eukaryota; Viridiplantae; Streptophyta; Magnoliopsida; Lamiales; Oleaceae. The record is from the annotation of a GenBank genome assembly.
AUGACAGCCACUCGAAGAUCUCUACCCUUAUUCAUGAUUAUUAUGUUUGUGACUACUUUUCUCACAAUUCAAGUUCAUGGACAGAGUUCUUCGCCCGAGCGCGACCGAUUACAGUUCCGAGCUUCACUCAUUCAACGCAAUUCAGUACUAUCUAAUUCUCCGUCCAUUAACGCUGCACCUGGUGAACCAAGACCACUAGUGUAUGACGUGACAUUAUAUGGCGCAGACCCGACCGGGGUAACGGACAGUACAGACGCACUUCUUGGGGCAAUAUCAGACGCACUUAGGGGUCCAAGCAAUGGAUUUUUGUUGCAGGGAAUUGUUAAUCUUGGUGGUGCACAAAUUAAUCUUCAAGGUGGGAAUUACUUGAUCAGCCGUCCGUUACAAUUUCCGGUAGCAGGAAGAGGUAAUCUAGUGAUACAUGGAGGAACAUUAAAGGCAUCAAACAAUUUCCCGGCCAAUGGCUAUCUGAUCGAUAUAUCACCCUCAUCGAACAAUGGAUCAUCAUCGGCAUUUAAUUACGAGUUUAUAACACUAAGAGACUUGUUGUUGGACUCGAAUUACCGGGGUGGAGGCAUUCAAGUUGUGAACUCACUUAGAACUAGUAUUGACAAUUGCUACAUUACCCAUUUUACGACGAAUGGUAUCUUAGUCCAAGGUGGUCAUGAAACGUACAUUCGGAGCUCGUAUCUUGGCCAACAUAUUACAGCCGGAGGAGAUCGUGGCGAAAAACACUUCUCCGGCACGGCAAUAAACCUGAUGGGCAAUGACAAUUCUGUCACGGACGUUGUAAUUUUUUCUGCCGCUAUUGGAAUUAUGGUUUCAGGUCAGGCAAACACACUUUCUGGUGUACAUUGUUACAAUAAGGCGACUGGAUUUGGUGGUACUGGAAUUUACCUAAAAUUGCCAGGCUUGACACAAACUCGAAUAGUAAAUUCCUACCUCGACUACACUGGUAUUGUUGCUGAAGAUCCGGUCCAACUCCACAUAUCAAGUAGCUUUUUCCUAGGCGAUGCAUAUAUUCUUUUGAAAUCUAUAAAUGGUGUGAUGAACGGAGUAAACAUCGUAGACAACAUGUUUGCUGGAUCUAAUAGAGGAAUUGAUAUCGUUCAGUUGGAUCAACGAAAGGGAGCAUUCAAACAAGUUGAUCAAGUCGUUAUAGAUCGUAACAAUGUGAAAGGAAUGAAGCUGAAGGCGACCGUAGCACGACAAAGCGUGCACGGAAAUGGUAGCUCAUGGAUAGCAGACUUGAAUUCAGUUCUCCUAUUUCCUAACCUUAUCAAACGUGUACAAUACACAUUCAUUACAACGGGGAAUUCCUUUCCUAACCAUGCUCUUCGAAACAUAUCGAGUAACCAAGUGGUGAUUCAAUCGGACUUGGCCGUUCCGGCAACUAUUUUCGUCACGGCGGAUCAAGGAAAUUCGUUCUGA